This is a messenger RNA of Soboliphyme baturini, 1329 nucleotides long. Lineage: Eukaryota; Metazoa; Nematoda; Enoplea; Dioctophymatida; Soboliphymatidae. The record is from the annotation of a GenBank genome assembly.
AUGGCACUCACCGACAAGAAGGAGGAUCACUCUGAUAAGAUGGUGUACAUCAGCAAUAUUCCAUACGACAUUCGUUGGACGGAACUGAAAGACCUGAUACGCGAAAAGGCGGGUGAUGUUUCUUUCGUUGAAAUGAUUGAAACGGCUGAGGGAAAAUCGAAGGGAUGCGCAGUCGUUGAGUUCAAAGACCGUGAAAGUAUCAAAAAGUGCGUAGAACAAAUGCAUCGCAUGCAAAUUAAAGAUCGUUUCAUUGUUGUGAAAGAAAUUAAAGAGCCUGAAAAGUUUUUCAAAACAGUGAAAGAAGAAACCGGCGUUGAUUUUUUGGCUAAUAAAAGCGGACCGAAGAGUUUAAUGGAACUCAGCGUUAAGCCCGUUGGCACUGAUAUGGGAUUGAGUCCAUUUCCAACUUAUGGACUCAGCAUUCAAUUUCUUAAGCAGCUUGGAGUCGAAGGUCCCCUAUGCAGCCGUGUAUUUGUUGCGAAUGUAGGUCACGCGACCGACGGUUAUUUUCAUUCUUUGAAAUUUCAAAAUUCUAGGCGGUUGCCAUUUAAUGUUGGUCCCUCCAAACUGAAAGAAUUGUUUUCGUUGUCUGGCCAAGUGGUGGAUGUGGAUCUGCAUCUGGACAAGGAUGGAAGGAGCAAAGGUUUGGCUGUAAUCGAAUAUUCCCAUCCGAUCGAGGCGAUACAAGCGAUUUCAUUGUUUCAUAACCAAACAUACUAUGAUCGAACUCUUACCGUUAAAAUGGAUCGUUUCGAAAAAAUUAAAGAAACCAGAAGACCUGGUGAGCUCCCUCCUGGUCUCAGAAGCAUUGGCAUGGGUCUCGGUAAUAAUGGAACAUCAUUGACUAAAGUUUCACAGUUAUUAAACUCUGGUUGUACCGCUUCUGGCAGAGGCGCUAUGCACGAAGCUGCGCUUUUACGCAGCAAUAUGGGAAGUAACAUGCCACUUAGUACUUCAGAUUUUCUGAGCAGUUAUCCGCAAGGACACAUGGGUGGGAACUUUGCAGACAUGAGUAAUGCGGUUUCGCCGUUCAAUGGCGGUCCUUCUCGUGUGAUGGAUUCUGUAAUGUCUGGAGCAGCAAAUUCAGUUCUCAGCAGAGGAGGUCUCAGUUACUAUUCGAGUAUGAAUCUGCCUGCAAACUAUACAUGGCAGACACUGCGCGACCGGUUGAGAGGUUUCGGAGAUAUAGAAUUUGCUGAUAUCGUUCAACCCCGAGUGGGCAAAGUUCGUUUCAGGACGUCCAUGGAUGCCGAGAAAGCUGCUGUAGCGAUCAACGGAAUGCUCAUCGAGGGUCGGCCGAUAACAGUGGAUUUAGCCAUCAUUGACUAG